UUGCUCACUGGAAGCUGUAAGGCAACAACAUUUUUUGUGAAAUACAAAUGAAUUUGAAUUGAGUUGAAAAUGUUUCUCUUCAGAUUUAUAAAUCUAAAAUGAAUCUAAUAGUGGGUAGAAAAAGAUACACAGACGACUUAAGUUAAUAUUUCCGUGGUCAUAUUUUAAUAAUGUCUUUUGGCGUUCAACAAGUUAAUUGAUUUAGCAAACAUGUCUUAUAUAAUAUUACGCGUGUUUUGUAACACUGUAAAAAUGGGUCUAUAUGAAUAUAUAUAUAAUGAGUAUAUAAUUUAUAUGAGUACAUAUAAAUGUAUAGCAGCUUUUAUAUUUUAGGAUGGUGGUCCCCCACAAAGGGAUCAUAAUAUUUAGGUGUCCUUGGCAUCAAAAAGUAAACAUAAAAAAAGAAGAAAAAUAGGCUCAUUUUGUCUAUAUGCUAUGUGUCUUUAAGCGAUGUAUAUUUAUGACCCACUUGAAAUUUCAUUGGCCAGUCUGGAACGUCCUUUUUUUUCAUUGGACAGUCUUGAGCACAUCUCCUUUUUUCAUUGGUUCGGGAAAAUGGCGGAAUUUUCUCAUUGGCACUGAAAACAAACUGCCUCUCAACCGUCCCAUUCAAUUACCUAGAAAUGAAAAAACAUCUAUACAUAUCGCAGUUCAAAAUAAAAGACGCGGACUUAAUCUAGCAUAUCAUACAAUUUACUUUAGCUCUAUCAGUCAGAGAAAGAGAAAAAAAAACCUUCGUCGAUUUAUAUACUAAUGCGCAAAUCGUCGCGUGUCUGUUGCUAGGCAGAUUAUGUUAAUAUAUGCAAGGCCAGCCAUCUCUGCAGCUACCAUUCUGAGGGAAGACUCACUGCAACCUUUUCCAAAAAAUGCACAAAACUCUCGGGAAAUCCUCAUCCGAACGUUAAGCGCGGAUUCGGGAUCGUCUCUCAUGGUCUGCUGGUGGUUGAUGACAGGUGGAUAGGUGAAGGAGGUGUUUAAGGGUCACCUUAGAUCGUUGCCAUGGAGGCCAAGCAGGAGUCAUUACCUGUGUGGAGUCCAGCAUCCAACAACGACAAUGGCAAUCCACCUCAGGUGCAUUUUGAGGCUGGUGCGGUGGCCCAGAUUGUGUACAGCGGGGAGCAGUCUGACCGGGGUCAGCAACAGGUCGUAUACACUGCGGACGGAAGCUCCUACACCUCCGUUGAGUCUGCCGAACACACGCUGGUGUACAUACACCCCGCUGACGGAACACAGGCAGUGUUUACAGAUCAGCCCCAAGUGGCCUACAUUCAGCAGGAUGGCACAACACAGCAGGUGACUGUGUUGCUGCCAAGUGGUCAAAACAUGAACACUGCCAAUCUGCAUGUGUUGAGUAAUGUAGCUGACGGGCCACAAACCAUUCUGGAACCUGUGACACAGAGCCAGCUUGCUGUGACAAACACUGCUCUUCCCAAUAUGGUGGAGGCCUCAUCCAGUCCCCUGGGGGCCACAGAUUCCACUGUGGAUUCGGAGGAUGAGGAAGAUGACAAUGAUAGUGAUGACUCUGAAAUGGAUGACUGGGAACCCAGGACGCCCCAGGCAUUCACUCCACAUAACCUCUGGUGUGAAGACUGCAAUGGCGCUAAUCCUGCAGCCUGCUUGAAACACGGUCCUCUCCACCCCAUCCUCAACCGUCCCGUGACGUCUAAGGCUCGAGCCAGUCUGCCUCUCGUCCUGUAUAUCGACCGCUUCCUGGGCGGAAUCUUUACGAAGAGACGCAUCCCCAAACGCACCCAGUUCGGCCCUGUAGAGGGACCGCUGGUGCAGCGGAGUGAACUGCAGGACACUCACAUACAUCUGAAACUUUACAUGCUAGACCCUGCGAAAGAGGGCGAGAGAGUGGAGGACCUCUGGUUUGACCUCUCCGAUGAGGAGCGAUGUAACUGGAUGAUGUUUGUCCGCCCAGCCCAGAACCACCUAGAGCAGAACCUGGUGGCUUAUCAAUAUGGCUCAGACAUUUUUUACACCACCAUUAAGAACAUUCAGCCCAAACAGGAGCUUAAGGUAUGGUAUGCUGCCUCGUAUGCUGAAUUUGUCAACCAAAAGGUUCAUGAUGUCACAGAAGAGGAGAGGAAAGUUUUACGUGAGCAGGAUAAGAACUGGCCAUGUUAUGAGUGUAACAGACGGUUCAUGAGCUCAGAGCAGCUUCAGCAGCACUUAAACAUGCAUGACGACAAGCUGGAUCUCGUCCAAAGGCCAAAGGGGCGUGGCCGAGGACGGGGCAGGAAGCGAUUUGGCGCUGCGAGGAGGCCAGGACGGCGUACCAAAUUUAUCUGCCCACAGACACCUGCUGAAAGUGCUGAUAAGACACGGGAGCUGUUGGCAUCUGUAGAUAAGCUCCCAUUUGAAGAACAGACAGAUGGUGCUCUUAACGGGCUGAAGGUGGUGGAGAUGACCACUGAUGCAGUGGAGGCAGAGACCGGAGAGGGGUUUGAUUCCCAGAUGACCCAUACAGAUGCAUUUCAAGACGAAGGGGAUUCAGGCACCCCGCCUAUGGAUUCAGAGCUCCCGGAGACUGUGAAAGACGACCUGCCUCAGACGGGCCCUUUAGACCCUCACCUCACUCCUCAGGACAUGAGGCGGGCGAGGAGGAUUAGGAAUGCUGCUCUUCAACAUCUUUUCAUCCGUAAGUCCUUCCGACCCUUUAAAUGCACCCAGUGUGGGAAAGCGUUCCGGGAUAAAGACAAGCUGGAGCAGCACAUGCGAUAUCAUGGGCGGGACGGCUGCCGUCACAUGUGUCACCAGUGCGGUAAGAGUUUCCUCUCUAGCACCACGCUCGAGGAUCAUCUGCAGCUGCACUCUGAUCAUCGCACAUACUCCUGCCUGUUCUGUGCCGAGUCCUACGACAGACUGGACCUGCUUAAAGUGCACGUGGGCAUUCACCUGGUCAACGGCUGCUUCUCCUGCCCCUCUUGCAAGAAGACCUUCACUGACUUCAUGCAGGUAAAGAAACAUGUGAGGAGUUUCCACUCAGAGAAAAUCUUCCAGUGUACAGAUUGUGAUAAAGCCUUCUGUAGGCCUGAUAAACUACGACUGCACAUGCUCCGUCACUCUGAUCGAAAGGACUUCCUUUGCUCCACCUGUGGCAAACAGUUUAAGAGGAAAGAUAAAUUGCGGGAACACAUGCAGAGGAUGCACAACCCAGAUCGCGAGGCCAAGAAGACUGAUCGAAACCACCGCGCCAAGGCUUUGAAACAGAAGGAACCCACGACUGACUUUGAGAGCUUCAUGUUUAAAUGUAGACUCUGUAUGAUGGGCUUCAGGAGACGAGGGAUGCUGGUGAAUCACCUGUCUAAACGGCAUCCUGAGAUGCGAUUGGAGGAGGUUCCUGAGCUGACUCUUCCCAUAAUUAAACCCAACAGAGAUUACUUCUGCCAGUACUGUGAUAAGGUGUAUAAAAGUGCCAGUAAGAGGAAGGCCCACAUUUUGAAGAACCACCCUGGGGCAGAGUUGCCCCCCAGCAUCCGGAAGCUGCGUCCAGCCGGGCCAGGAGAGCCGGACCCCAUGCUGAGCACACACACCCAGCUGACGGGCACCAUCGCCACUGCGCCAGUGUGCUGCCCACAUUGUGCCAAACAGUACAGCAGCAAGACCAAGAUGGUCCAGCACAUUCGUAAGAAGCAUCCGGAAUAUCAAUAUAACAGCAGCAGCAGCAUUCAGGCACCUCUGGCUGCUACAGUCAUCAGCAGCACACCUGCUGUGAUUACAACUGACUGCACUACUGCAGAGGCUGUGGUGACGACUGACUUAUUGACACAGGCCAUGACAGAGCUGUCCCAGACCCUGACCACAGACUACCGCACGGCACAGGGGGAUUUCCAGAGGAUCCAGUAUAUACCUGUGUCUCAGGCAGGAGGAGGUCUGUCCCAGCCACAACAUAUACAGCUGCAGGUGGUGCAGGUGGCCCCGGCGUCCUCACCUCACUCUCAGCACUCUACAGUUGAUGUGAGUCAGUUACAUGAUCCCCACAGUUACAGUCAGCACUCGAUUCAGGUUCAACACAUACAGGUGACUGAACCCACUGGGGCAGUGCAGACCAACGCACAAGUUACGGGUCAGCCUUUAAGUCCCUCCUCUCAGCAAGCUGCCCAGGAGCUUAACACCAACCAAUUGACCCCUGUGACACUGGCUCAGGGCCAAACUCUACAGACGUCCACCAAUCAGACGCAAGGAGCUGCACAGCAUGCAUACCUACCUAGUAAUUGGAACUACAGGAGUUAUCCAUCUGAGAUUCAGAUGAUGACUCUUCCUCAUACUCAGUAUGUGAUAGCAGAGGCGAGCACCCCUGUCACUUCUGCCGUCAACAGCAGUCAGGUCAAAACGACACACUAUGUCAUCUCAGAAGGACAGACAGAGAUGGAUGGUAAACAGGUGAAUGCCCCGUCCACCUCAGCACAGGUUCAUCCUGACCCGCUAGAGCAGCCGGUCGUCAGUCAACAGACCACCACACAGUACAUCAUUACAACCACCACUAACGGGACGGGAGCCAGUGACGUUCACAUAACCAAACCCUGACCCCACACGCGCAACCACACAUGAAGAAAUGCUCGCACUCUUACUGCAGAGGGACACAUGAAAUUGUCACCCCUUCUGUUGGCGAGGGACUUUAAAUGAACAAAGAUUUCUUUUUUUCUUGAAGAAUAUGGAUAUGUUUUUUUAUUAAAUAAAGACACUGGAGUGAAUAGCUGUGUUUUUAGAGGCCCAGACACAUUUAAUCAUGAUCCCACUACUCAGGAAAGGAUUAAAUAUUAGUUAAGUUUGGAAAGAUAAAAGAAAAUGUGUGCCUGAUAAAAGUGAGACUAGUGUUUCCACACACUAAAAGGAGGUUGGCGCUGUGGAUCUUUAAAGUUGCUGGAUUUAGUUUGAAUAUAUUUAUUUGGACAUUCAAUUUAGCAUACUAGAAAAUUACAGUUACAAUUCAGACAUGAAUUAUCUGAAUUCAUGAAACAUCUGAAAGUAAAAUAACUGUCUGGAUUAGCUGAUGAAAAAAUGUCCAGGUCAUAUUCUACAUCAAAAUCAAACCAAAGAAUUAAAUAAUAAUGUUAUUUACAUUGUAAAGAACAAUUGAGUAUUUACAGUAGAAUUUGUUUUACUGAAUAUAUGCCGAUUGUAAUGGGGGCGAAGGAGUUCAGACACAAUGAUUUUCAUUUUUGCAUUACAGUAAUGAGAAUUUCAUUUAUUUUGUAUUGUCAUCUCUGUAAUGAUGAUUUGAGGAUAAAAUGUGCUUAUUUGUAAUAGAAAGUAUGUCAAAAUGCAAAACGACAACAAAAAAAUCUUAAUGGUCAUCAAACAGGCUUAAUUUUCUUGAAGCCAAAUAUAAUUUCUUAUCUUUUGAUUUGAACAUGAAAUAUGACCUGAACGGUUCUUCCUAAGAUUCACAGUGCAUCUAACCUGAUCGAGGGUCAACUCUCCUUCUCAAACUUGCAAUAUAGAUCAGAUCGUUCAAGGCCAUGUUAUCUCCCCUACCAUGAUGUGAGAAAAGAAUGCCAAACCCAGAUCAGCACUUACAGUAUGUAUAAAUGUAUUGCAUGGUCCACGGGACGGGUCACCAGCCAGUCUGAGGUCCAUAUUUGAAAAAGAAAAAUGGAAAUACUUUGUCACCUUCUCAAAGACUUCCAAUGCUUUUUCACCCAUAAAAACCAUUCUACAAUAUUAAAACAAUAUCUCAGUAUGUCUGAAUUCCCAUAUUAUUCUGUGCUGGCUUGUUUAAAUGACUUAAUUUUUAGGAACUUUCAUGUAACCUCUGUGUUUAUGGACAUACUGGUAUUUAUUUUGGUUUUGCACUUCAACCAGUGGUGAGUCUUUAUAACCUGAAGAAGGGAAAAUAUAUCCAUCGUUCAUUAUUUAUAGUGAGACAAACUUUUACAAUGUAAAAAAAAACAGUAUCUGUACUAUUCUGAUGAUUAUAAGUAUUGUUGUAAUUAUUGUGUUUAUGUACAGUAAUGCACCUCAGUGUCUCGGGGUUAGUGUCCCCUGUUGUCCCUAGUGAUGGGAAAUA
Messenger RNA from Xyrauchen texanus (razorback sucker), 6016 nucleotides. RefSeq names its product PR domain zinc finger protein 10. The transcript has 23 exons. Gene Ontology annotation, molecular function: protein binding. Bases 1000 to 4533 code for a protein of 1177 amino acids. Gene Ontology annotation, cellular component: nucleus. NCBI's taxonomy places the organism in Eukaryota, Metazoa, Chordata, Actinopteri, Cypriniformes, Catostomidae. The record is from RefSeq and is a predicted model, not a curated record.